This is a messenger RNA of Chara braunii, 669 nucleotides long. Lineage: Eukaryota; Viridiplantae; Streptophyta; Charophyceae; Charales; Characeae. The record is from the annotation of a GenBank genome assembly.
GUGUCCAUGUCUUGUGGCAUCUGCAGUCUGUCAUACCAACCCAACAGGGUAAUGGAUGGGCAUUCUGGCAUUUAGGAAAUUUGUUGGUUUCGGGCCAUUUGGCUUUCUAUUUCCUGCUGCCAAAAGAUCUGCAACUGGUGCUGUUGCUGCUGCAGGACGUGCUGCUGUUGGCAGCACAGCUGUUGCUGCCAUUGCAUAUGCAGGUGUUCCUGGGUCUGUUGCUGGAGCAGCAGUCGCUCAUGGUACUGUUGGUGUUGAUAUUGUGACAGUUGUGCUUGCAGCAGUUUGUUUAGGUGCUCCUCACAUUCUUUCUGCUGUAGUUCGUGCAGUUGCUGUUGUUGGUGGGCUUGCGCUUGCGUGUGUUGCAACAGUUGGAGAUGCAUUUGUUGCUGCAUCAAAAGUUCCUAUUGUUGCUAUUGCUGCUGCAGCUGUAUAUGUACGAGUUGUUGAGCCUGCUCCAUUUGGAUUUGUUGUUGGUGCUGCUGCAGAAUCUGCAUCUGCUGUUGCCAGUGUUCUAAGCGUUGUUCUUGCACAUGAUGUUGGCAGUCAUGCUGGGAUUGUUGUUGAAACUGUUGUGACUGUGCCGCUAGCGUUAGCACUUGGGCCUGAGGCAUGACGGGUUUUUGUUCCCGCAUGGUCCGCAUUUGCUGCUGGUAGUGCUCCUGCCGA